AUGUUUGGACCAACACGAUCCAUCAACCAACAAACCCCCAUGUGGUUUGUGGUGCCCAGCACGUCGCGCCACGCUCUUGACAUGCAAGCCAUGAUUCAGAUCUUGCUUGGUAGCGGUGGCAUGGCAUGGCAGAGGCGGCAGGUUUCACCACCAGCUCGUCGCAGAGGCUACAAGAGGAAGCUGGGCAUGAGGCUAGAUCGCCAUUUCUCGUUCGGCGUGCUCAGCCUCAUCAUCGCGAUGGGGGUUGACGUUAGAGCAGGGAUAUCGUCCGAUGCGCGGGGGACCCCUGAGCUGUCACGAUCUUUGAUCCAACGUCACGACCGCCCGUCACAUCAAACAACCAAACAGGUGCCCAUAGACCGGCUUGGCGCUGCCAUCGCUCUGCGUGUCAUCGCAAGCGAAACACAGCACCGUGUCAGACUGCAGAAGAGGAUGCAGGGCAGGAAUGAGAGGCACAUGCGUACACGCAGCCCUUUGGGCGGAAAGGAGCAGCUGAGGACCAACAGCGUUAAGCUUCUUUUCGAGGCUUGGGCGUGUUCCUGCGUCUCGCUUACGAACGCGUGCAGCGGCAGUUCUCGGUUCUUGGGACUCUGCGGGCUGGACGUCUCCCGUUCUUCCUUUUCGAUGGCACAGCAAAAUGGCCGGAGCACGGCACACGAAGAAAAAACAUCUCCGCGACGGCGACAGGAUCACUCGCGGGGGAUGUGCUUGCCUUUUACAUUCGCGGUGAUGGGGAUCUGCCCCAGCGCGAGCAACGCGACGGCGGUUGUCUGGCGUGUUUGGGAAUCGCCAGCCGAUCGACAUGACAAAAUAGUUAAGGUUACGGCACCUUCUCCACAUUCCUCCCUUUUCCUGCCGCGAGCUUGCGAGGCUAACACGACGACGACCACCCAACCAACAGUCCACCACGCUGACGUGCAGCAGAGCUCGCCCGGCGAUGCUACAGCUAUUGUGCAUCUGACAAGGCUGCGGGCACCGGUUGCGACGACACCUAUGCCUGCUAGUUCGACACCGAUCCCAUACCAUCACCACGUUGCCGCUGCGUAG
Molecule: messenger RNA, 1047 nt
Organism: Zasmidium cellare ATCC 36951
Lineage: Eukaryota; Fungi; Ascomycota; Dothideomycetes; Mycosphaerellales; Mycosphaerellaceae
Exons: 3
Coding region: 1-1047 (348 amino acids)
Source: RefSeq, a predicted model, not a curated record